Malus domestica (apple) is the source of this 496-nucleotide messenger RNA. The record is from RefSeq and is a predicted model, not a curated record. NCBI's taxonomy places the organism in Eukaryota, Viridiplantae, Streptophyta, Magnoliopsida, Rosales, Rosaceae.
AUGCCUUCAGAAUACGUCAUUGAGGCAGCUGCGACAGUCAAGCUGCCGAAGAAUGUGACUGUCCCGGCUGUUAUUGCAUUCGGAGAUUCGAUUGUUGAUACCGGCAACAACAACGAAAACUUCAAGACAUUUGCACGCUGCAAUUUCCUUCCCUACGGAAAAGACCUCAAGGGAGGAAUGCCAACUGGCAGAUAUUCCAAUGGAAAGGUUCCCACAGACUUCAUAGUGGAAGCAUUCGGAAUCAAGGAGCUGUUGCCGGCAUAUUUGGAUCCAACCCUGCAGCCUAAUGACCUCCUUACCGGUGUUGUCAUAGCUGCCGGUGGUGCAGGUUAUGAUCCAUUGACAGCAAAACUUGCGGCAGUUGCAUCGCUAUCUGACCAAUUGAAACAGUUCAAGGAGUACAUAGAAAAGCUAAAAGGAAUUGUUGGAGAGGAGAAACGACUAGAAUUUCUGAUGCCUUAAGCGUAAUAGAAAAUCACCGUCAGCAAAAUUAUGG